AUGUAUAAUGGGAUCCUUUUCUAUCAGAUAGGAAGGGCUGUAGCACAAAAUGUACUUCUAAGUAAUUGCCCCAUAGAUCCUAUAUCUAUCUAUAUGAAGAAUAAAUCAUGUAACGAAGGGGAUUCUUAUUUGUACAAAUGGUACUUCGAACUUGGAACGAGCAUGAAGAAAUUAACGAUACUUCUUUAUCUUUUGAGUUGUUCUGCCGGAUCGGUCGCUCAAGAUCUUUGGUCUCUACCCGGACCCGAUGAAAAAAAUGGGAUCACUUCUUAUGGACUCGUUGAGAAUGAUUCGGAUCUAGUUCAUGGCCUAUUAGAAGUAGAAGGCACUCUGGUGGGAUCUUCACGGACAGAAAAAGAUUGCAGUCCGUUUGAUAAUGAUCGAGUUACAUUGCUUCUUCGGCCCGAACCGAGGAAUCCCUUAGAUAUGAUGCAAAACGGAUCUUGUUCUAUCUUUGAUCAGAGAUUUCUCUAUGAAAAAUACGAAUCGGAGUUUGAAGAAGGGGAGAGGCAAGGAGCCCUUGAUUGUAUCGAAAGGCCCAAUGAAUUGGGAUUUCCCUAUUGGUCCAGGUCAUUUCGGGGCAAGCGGAUCAUUUAUGAUGAAGAGGAUGAGCUUCAAGAGAAUGGUUCGGAGUUCUUGCAGAGUGGAACCAUGCAGUACCAGACACGAGAUAGAUCUUCCAAAGAACAAGGCCUUUUUCGAAUAAGCCAAUUCAUUUGGGACCCUGCAGAUCCGCUCUUUUUCCUAUUCAAAGAUCAGCCCCCUGGCUCUGUGUUUUCACAUCGAGAAUUAUUUGCAGAUGAAGAGAUGUCAAAGGGGCUUCUUACUUCCCAAAUGGAUCCUCCUACAUCUAUAUAUAAACGCUGGUUUAUCAAGAAUACACAAGAAAAGCACUUCGAAUUGUUGAUUAAUCGUCAGAGAUGGCUUAGAACCAAUAGUUCAUUAUCUAAUGGAUCUUUCCGUUCUAAUACUCUAUCCGAGAGUUAUCAGUAUUUAUCAACUCUGUUCCUAUCUAAUCAUUUUACAAUAUCAUAA
This is a messenger RNA of Salvia splendens (bonfire salvia), 1035 nucleotides long. RefSeq names its product protein Ycf2-like. The transcript has a single exon. The record is from RefSeq and is a predicted model, not a curated record. Lineage: Eukaryota; Viridiplantae; Streptophyta; Magnoliopsida; Lamiales; Lamiaceae. The coding region runs from base 1 to 1035 and encodes 344 amino acids.